UUCAAAUCGUGGACUCAUCCAUCACUUCCACUCCCCAUUUCGUAACAUAUUUAUUAUUACAUUUCUAUGUUUUAUAACGUCAUACUUCAUAUAUAAACGGCAAGCGUCACGUUUCGCUGCAUUCAGUUUUAUUGCCUCGUAAAGUUAACAUGUCGGACGAAAUGGAAAACGAAAAUUACAAAAUGAUUUGCAACCUCUCAAACCGAGCCAGAUUCCGUUUUACGUCACCAUACGAAGUUUCCAUGAAGAGACGUUGUUUAAAACGUAGAGGAUUAAGCCCAAAAAUAUUUCCGCGUAAAGUUUUGGUCACAGAAGACAUUGUGACAUCACACCUCAAUCAACUUCAUAUUUCAAACAAUGUUCAUAAUUUUGAAUCGAAACAAACGCUGUCGUUGGAAGAGAUUGAAAGCAGGAUAAUCGACAGUGAUGAUGAGGAGGAUCCCAACAACAAGAUGCACGUUAUACAAAUAUCUAAGGAGUAUCAGGACGAAAUAAAUAAGUUUAAAAAAGAAAUUUGGGGGUUUCAACCAAAAACACCACCAGCCAUGCCAAGAUUAGACCCCAACACAGCCGUUGUUUUAUGGAAACCUCCUCCCAACCUUAUAGUGGAAGCGAUCAAACAAAGAAACAAUGAUGAUAAACCACUGCCCGAUAUUAUACAGGAGUGUCAAUCAAACAUGAACUGUCAAUCAAACAUGACCUGUCAAUCAAACUUUCAUAUUAACUCUGAUAAUAUUUUGAAAUAUUCUUCACAAGAAAAUAAUUUCGCCGACGAAGAAAUGGAGUUAUAACAAUUAUGCGACAAGCCAAUGUUGCCGAAGUAUCGCAAAUGUUAUUUAAAUAUUGUUUGUUUAUUACUUUUGAUAAUGGUUUCUAUGAUGUCACAAUCAACUCUUAUAUUAUAACAAUACCCAUUUGUUCAUGAUGUCAUGACAAACAAAUUUAACGAAAUAUCGAAUAUUUUGUCUAAAAAUGAAUAAGUUUUAUUAUUUAUUUAUAAAAAACUUUUUGCUUUUGUUAAAUGUAAUGCUUCGCACAAAAUUUCGCUUUUUAUAAUUUGUUCGUUUUUCAGCAGAUAUUGUACGCUAAUAGAAAUAGUAUAUAAUAUAAUGGAUCCUGUUGUUAAUAUUGUUUCUAUGGAUUUGGAAAGUUUGAAAGAAACGAAUGUUGAAAGAUAUACCAGGUACAAAACAUUGAUCGGAAAGUUUGUGGAGAAAUUUAAUGAAGAUCCUCAGUUUGUAAGUCGUGCUCCUGGGAGGGUAAACUUGAUAGGGGAACACAUAGAUUAUUGUGGAUAUUCCGUCUUGCCGAUGGCGUUAACACAAGAUCUUAGUCUCGCUGUUCGAACAAACUCAUCGACGGUGCUUCGUGUUUCAAACAUUAACUCUGCGUUCAGUGAUUACAUUGGAGACACGACUACCUUCACCAUCAACAGUGACAAACCAGCGUGGUUCAAUUAUAUAUUGUGUGGUAUUAAGGGAAUCAUAGAAUCAUCUAAUAUUAGCAACCUACCAGGAAUGGACAUAAUGGUUGAUGGUAGCGUCCCCCAAGCCGCUGGUCUCUCCAGUUCAAGUGCUCUCGUGUGCGCUGCCGGGCUUGCAACCGCCCAUGCGUGUAACUGUUCGCUGACACGGUUGGAACUUGCCGACAUUUGCAUGCGAUGCGAGCAUUACAUCGGUACACAAGGUGGCGGUAUGGAUCAAUCCAUCUCGUUCCUCGCUCAACAGGGGAUGGCAAAGUUGAUUUCAUUCAACCCCCUACGAUCGGACAACGUCGUUCUACCCGAUGGUGCCGUGUUUGUCGUCACAAACAGCUGUGUCACAAUGAAGAAAGCCGACACAGCACAUUUUAACACGAGGGUGACAGAAUGCAAAGUGGCCGCACAGAUGUUAGCUUCAUGGAAAUCAUUAGAUCGUAGCCAAGUAAAGACACUCGGCGACGUCCAUGAGAUGUUGGGUGUUGAUCUCGAUAGCAUGGUUAAGAUGGUGGAAGAUCUGAUGCAUGAUCAUCCAUAUAAUGUUGGGGAGGUUGGACAACAACUUGGAAUGUCUGGGGAGGAAGUGAAGGAAAAACUACUGUUUAAAAAUACAAGUCAAGUUGAUUCGUUUAAACUGAAGCAGAGAGCAACGCAUGUGUUCAGUGAAGCACGACGUGUGUUCAAAUUUAAGGAGGUCUGCAGUGAGACUACCAACCCCCUCGUUAAACUAGGGGAGCUGAUGAAUGAAAGCCAUGAUAGUUGUUCACGAUUGUACGAAGCAAGUUGUAAGGAACUGGACCAACUUACUGAGUUGUGCAGAAAGCACGGGGCAUUGGGUUCAAGGUUCACCGGCGCUGGUUGGGGUGGAUGUGCUGUAUCGUUGGUACCCAGUGAUAAACUAAACAGUUUCAUUGGUUCGUUACGAACGAGUUACUAUGCCAACAUGAACGACGACGAGUUUGCGAAGGCUGUGUUCUUUACUGCCCCUGGUGGUGGAGCUGGAGUGUAUGUUAUAUAGGUCUUGCCACACAUCAAGUUCAUCUUUAAUUUCAAGUAUCUAAUAUAUUAUCUCAUCAACAUCAAAAUCAUAUAAAUAUCCAUAAUAGAAACAGUAUUAAAACCUUCCUGUUGUUAUGAGAAAGCAGUUUAUUACAGAUAUUUUAAUUUAUAACUAUAGUAUAUUCUGUGAAUCUAACCUAGUCUGGGCAGUCAGAAUUUAGUGUUACGAAAUAUAUUAGAAUUGAUUCUAUUUAAAAAAAGACUGACGAUGCCAUUUAAGCAAAUUAUCUCUCAUAUUAUAUACAAUCUUUUUGGGCCUAAUUUUUGUCUGUUUUGUAUUUUGUAGCACUUCAUAGUAACCUAUAAAAAAGGAACAACUGUUUUUGAUUCUUUUGUGUUUAAAAUAAUUGUUUUGACUUCUAUGGUUUAAAACUGUUAAUUGUAUUCCAACAUUUCGCCCGCUAUUUACCAAGACUUUAUCAAGUAGCAAAAUAUCUUCUAUAAUUUUAAUAAUAUCCCGAAUCCGUUUAUUUUAUUCAUUGUGGAUUAUCAUUACAUAUUGUGCAAUUUUUCAUACAAAUUAAACUUAAUAUUGCAACAUCUU
Ciona intestinalis (vase tunicate) is the source of this 3080-nucleotide messenger RNA. Lineage: Eukaryota; Metazoa; Chordata; Ascidiacea; Phlebobranchia; Cionidae. The record is from RefSeq and is a predicted model, not a curated record.